Messenger RNA from Phodopus roborovskii (desert hamster), 5942 nucleotides. RefSeq names its product nuclear factor of activated T cells 3 (gene Nfatc3). Lineage: Eukaryota; Metazoa; Chordata; Mammalia; Rodentia; Cricetidae. The transcript has 10 exons. Gene Ontology annotation, biological process: cytokine production; regulation of transcription by RNA polymerase II; calcineurin-NFAT signaling cascade. Gene Ontology annotation, molecular function: transcription factor binding; DNA-binding transcription factor activity, RNA polymerase II-specific; RNA polymerase II cis-regulatory region sequence-specific DNA binding. Bases 248 to 3451 code for a protein of 1067 amino acids. The record is from RefSeq and is a predicted model, not a curated record. Gene Ontology annotation, cellular component: transcription regulator complex.
GCGGGGAGCCUUGGUUGAGGCGACCGUGGCUGUUAGGCACCCUCGACUGGCGGCGGUGGCGGCUCCUGGUGCGGCGGGGCGCUCGGCCAGCUUUCUAGGUCGGAACGGAACGCUCCGCUUCGCGGGCCCCGCCCGGAAAGUUUGCAGUGGAGCCGCGACCUCCUGGCCGGCGCGGCCCAGCAUGAAGCGGCGCUGAGGAGCCGCCGCGGCCGCCUGAGGAGGAGCCGCAGCACCCGGGGCCACGCCGAUGACUACUGCAAACUGUGGCGCCCACGACGAGCUCGACUUCAAACUCGUCUUUGGCGAGGACGGGGCACCAGCGCCGGUGUCCCAGGUCUCGCGGCCUGCAGACCUUGAACCUGAUGAUUGUGCGUCCAUUUACAUCUUUAAUGUAGAUCCACCUCCAUCUACCUUAAACUCAUCACUUGGCUUACCACAUCAUGGACUGCUACAAUCUCACUCUUCUGUUUUGUCACCAUCGUUUCAGCUCCAAGGUCACAAAAAUUAUGAAGGAACUGGUGAUGUUUCUGAAUCUAAAUAUAGCCCAUUAGGUGGUUCCAAACCCUUUGAGUGCCCAAGUAUUCAAAUUACAUCCAUCUCUCCUAACUGUCAUCAAGGAACUGAUGUACAUGAAGAUGACCUACAGAUAAAUGACCCAGAAAGGGAAUAUUUGGAAAGACCUUCUAGAGAUCAUCUCUAUCUUCCACUUGAACCAUCCUACCGAGAGUCUUCCUUUAGUCCUAGUCCUGCCAGCAGCAUUUCUUCUAGGAGCUGGUUCUCAGAUGCAUCUUCUUGUGAAUCUCUCUCACACAUUUAUGAUGAUGUGGACUCAGAGUUGAAUGAAGCUGCUGCUCGAUUUACUCUUGGCUCACCACUGACUUCUCCAGGUGGCUCUCCAGGAGGCUGUCCAGGAGAAGACUCCUGGCAGCAGCAGUAUGGACCUGGACACUCCUUGUCACCUAGGCAAUCUCCUUGCCACUCUCCUAGAUCCAGUAUCACUGAUGAGAAUUGGCUGAGUCCCAGACCAGCCUCAGGACCCUCAUCAAGGCCCACUUCUCCUUGUGGUAAACGACGGCACUCCAGUGCUGAAGUAUGCUAUGCUGGCUCCCUUUCACCCCAUCACUCACCUGUUCCAUCCCCUGGCCACUCCCCUAGGGGAAGUAUAACAGAAGAUACCUGGCUUACUGCUUCUGUCCACACUGGAUCAGGCAUUGGCUCUGCACCUUUCCCAUUUCAGUACUGUGUAGAGACUGAUAUCCCUUUGAAAACAAGGAAGACUUCUGAAGAUCAGGCUACCAUACUAUCAGGAAAAUUAGAGGUCUGUUCAGAUGAUCAAGGGAGUUUAUCACCAUCCCGGGAGACUUCAGUAGAUGAUGGCCUUGGAUCUCCGUAUCCUGUAAAGAAAGAUUCAUCUGGUGACCAAUUUCUUUCAGUUCCUUCACCUUUUACCUGGAGCAAACCAAAGCCUGGCCACACCCCUAUAUUUCGCACAUCUUCGUUACCUCCGUUAGACUGGCCUUUACCAACUCACUUUGGACAAUGUGAAUUGAAAAUAGAAAUACAACCUAAAACCCAUCAUCGAGCCCAUUAUGAAACUGAAGGCAGCCGAGGGGCAGUGAAAGCCUCUACUGGUGGCCAUCCUGUUGUUAAGCUCCUGGGCUAUAGUGAAAAGCCAAUAAAUCUACAGAUGUUUAUUGGAACAGCCGAUGAUCGGUAUUUACGACCUCAUGCAUUUUACCAGGUGCAUCGUAUUACUGGAAAGACAGUUGCUACUGCAAGUCAAGAGAUAAUAAUUGCCAGCACAAAAGUUCUGGAAAUUCCACUUCUACCUGAAAAUAAUAUGUCAGCCAGUAUUGACUGUGCAGGUAUUUUGAAACUCCGAAAUUCAGAUAUAGAACUUCGAAAAGGAGAAACUGAUAUUGGCAGAAAGAAUACUAGAGUACGACUUGUAUUUCGUGUGCACAUCCCACAGCCCAGUGGAAAAGUUCUUUCUCUGCAGAUAGCAUCUAUUCCUAUUGAGUGCUCUCAGCGAUCUGCUCAAGAGCUCCCUCAUAUUGAGAAGUACAGUAUCAACAGUUGCUCUGUCAAUGGAGGCCAUGAAAUGAUUGUGACUGGAUCUAAUUUUCUCCCAGAAUCCAAAAUAAUUUUUCUUGAGAAAGGACAAGAUGGAAGACCUCAUUGGGAGGCUGAAGGAAAAAUAAUCAGGGAAAAAUGUCAAGGGGCUCACAUUGUCCUUGAAGUUCCUCCCUAUCAUAACCCAGCAGUUACAGCUGCAGUGCAGGUGCACUUUUAUCUUUGCAAUGGCAAGAGGAAAAAAAGCCAGUCUCAACGUUUUACUUACACACCAGUUUUGAUGAAGCAAGAACAGAGAGAAGAUACUGACUUGUCUUCAGUUCCAUCCUUACCUGUGGCUCAUUCUGCCCAGACCCAGAGGCCUUCCUCAGUUACAGGGCACCCACAUGACAGUGUGUUGUCAGCAUCGAGAAGCUUGAUUUGUCCAGUCCAGCCAGCAUAUGCAUCUAUGAUAACCUCAUCCCAUUUGCCACAGUUGCAGUGUGGGGAUGAGGGUGCUGGUAAAGAACACAUGAUACCAUCUUCAGUCAUGCACCAGCCUUUUCAAGUUACAUCCACAUCUCCUAUGGGGUCUUCCUAUCAGUCUGUACAAACUAAUGUGUAUAAUGGACCAACUUGUCUUCCCAUGAAUCCUGCUUCUAGCCAAGAGUUUGAUCCAGUUUUAUUUCAGCAGGAUGCAGCUCUUUCUAGUUUAGUAAACCUUGGCUGUCAACCACUAUCACCAAUACCAUUUCAUUCUUCAACUUCAGAUGCAACAGGACAUCUCUUAGCACAUUCACCUCAUUCUGUGCAAACCCCACCUCAUCUACAGUCAAUGGGAUACCAUUGUUCAAACACAGGACAAAGAUCUCUUUCUUCUCCUGUGGCAGACCAGGUCACAGGUCAGCCUUCUUCUCAUUUACAACCUAUUACAUACUGUCCAUCACAUCCAGGACCUGCUACAGUAGCUUCCCCAGCAGCCUCUCAUCCCCUGGCUAGUUCACCGAUUUCUGGGCCAUCAUCCUCUCAGCUGCAGUCUAUGCCUUAUCAAUCUCCUAGCUCAGGAACUGCCUCAUCACCAUCUCCAGCUACCAGAGUGCAUUCUGAACAGCACUCAACUCAAGCACAGAGUACAGGCCAAGAAGGUCUUUCUGCACUUUCAACCUUAGUAUGUCACAGUUUGUGUGACCCAGCAUCAUUUCCAUCUGGUGGGGCAGCUGUGAGCAUUAAACCUGAACCUGAAGAUCAGGAACCUAACUUUGCAACCAUUGGUCUACAGGAUAUCACUUUAGAUGAUGUGAACGAGAUAAUUGGGAGAGACAUGUCCCAAAUUUCUGUUUCCCAAGGCCCAGAGGUGAGCAGAGAGGCUCCUCUCCAUCCCAACUCUGAUGGGCUCUAACAGUGCUCACUACUUGCUUCUCUUGGAUCUUGGGUUUCCAGCCACUUCAGAACCUGUUCCAAGAGUUGGACUCACUGUGGGAAAAGCAGCAUUCCUCCACCUCAAGCCUUGGGCAGAUUUUUAUGAAAGAACAGGAACGGCAUAGGUUGUUUAAGCUGUUGGGAAAUGAGCAUUGCUUUUUACAUAUAUAUGAUACUUUUAUAUGAUGGGUGCUUUGAGUGUGAAUGCAGCAGGCUCUCUAUUUCAGAGGUGCUGCUCUUGCAGGUGACCUGGUUGCAUAUAGCUAGGAUUAGUAAUUUGUACUGCUUUCUGGUCAUUUGAAGAGCCCUUUAGUCUUGAUAUUUUUAAGAUACAAUUUUGAUAAAGCCUUCCAGAGGUAGACAAAAAAAUUAUCCUAAGCCUACACUUAGACCUCAGAAACAUAGCAUGCAUCCUGAAGCCUUUCAUAGAUUCAUAGGAAAUAAAGCCAAAUGUAGCUCAUACUCUUUAUAAAAAGUACAAUGUUAGAUAAAUCAAGAAGAGACCAUUCCAUCAUUGAAGUGUUGGAAUAUGAAUACAUUCCAAAGCAUAGUCUUUUUUGUAACUUUAGUCAUCAAGCAGUCUCUCCACUAGCUCCAUGUUCAAGCUGUUUUCUUCCUUCAGGUAAAGGGUAAAAUAAAAUGGUCAUUUGUAAGAUGAAUUUCAAAAGUAGGGUUUUAGCUUGGGUAGUUGUUUUCUCAAAUGGGAGCAUCUGCCUCAAGUCUUGUCUUUGAAGCCAGUCUCCUGAUAGUUUAGCCUUUGCAGUUUUAACUCCUGGAGUCAGGCCAGCAGUGUCUGGAGAGUAUGAGGUGUGUACUAGGAGGGCCAGAGAAAAUACAGGACUCAAGAUGAGAAGACUUUAGGUUCACAAUGGCAUGGAAGGCUUAUCUCCUGUUUACAGUUGCAAUGAUUCUGUCCCAUAGUGUCUUGACUAUAUGACCUAAAAACUGGCCUUUUCUCCAAAAGGCUUUGAGGCACAUCCAAAAAUGAGGUGGUGUCAUAGACUGUCCUUCCACACCAAAGACACCCUGGUGCUGCUGCUGGUGAGGCUUAUGUCCAAGGCAGGGGUCAGCAGAAACUCCAGCCUGCUGCCUACCAAAGGAGGUGCCCUAGUUGGGUACUAUUCCCAAACCCUGCCUUUACCCUUCCCUUUUACAGUCCCUGAAUUUUACAGUAUGUUUUCAAAUGACAUAAUAUACUUUCACUUACUCAGGAAGCAAGUUGAGUGCCUACAAGUGAGACACUGCUGUACUGGCUUAAAACAUGGGCUGUCUAGAGGAUUGUGACAUUUAAUGGUAGGGUCUGGUAUAUUGCCUACCAAUUCUAGUGAGCAGGGUAAGAGGUACUGAUUCAGGAUAAGAGAAAUAUGUUUGUUUUUAACAUGACCUUUUAAAUUUCUCCCCUCAAACUAGUUAGGAAACAGUCUAUCAGCAAAUUGCUCUGGCCAGUCUUGGAGCUGGAUAUUUUCCAAAUUUCUCUGAAAGUGGGUUUUGUAUCAAUGAGUGUGGAUAUUGAGAUUUGCUUUAGGGCCCAUGGUUGGUAGCCCACAGCUUCAUCUACAGGGCAUUGGCCUUUCAGGUGAACUUGUAGAGACUUGGCCACAUUUGCUUCUACCCUCUUUCCCCUAGGGCAGCUGCCUCAUGUGGGGUCAUUGCAAGACCCCUUGGGGGUGCUGCUUUGCUGCCUUCAAGAAUAAAAGCCUCUAUGAUCCAGAGUUGCUAUGCACCAAAAUUUGAUGCCUUUUUGAAUACCUUGAUGCCUGUAGCAUUAGAAAUGCUUUCCUAUUUAAAACAUUUUAGAUUUUAAAAUAGAGCUUUGUAUUCUAUGUAACAGUUUUGUAUUAGCUUUGUAUAAGCUUUCAUGUAAGAGUCAUAUUUUUUGGCUUUGUAGAUAAAGAUUUAAAUUUUUGUGCAAAAUAGUAAUGGUAAAGCACACAUCCAUUGGACUAUGCAAAUUGAUUUCUAGUAGCAGCACUGAGCAACUGGGCAUUUACUAGCACAUACCCUUUUCUCACACCUGUACUAGACCUUGGGUUGAGGAAUGAAGGAGCGGCCUUCUGUUUACUAGAGACAAGAGAAACAUGGCUGAAAACAUUAAAACGGGAUGUUUGGGUUCACAUGUGGUGCUGCUGCCCUGGCUACAACCCAUCACCACCCAGGACCAGCCAGUAUCACCAGACCUCUGCUGGCUGAACUGAGAGGCCCAGUUUUUAAUAUGUACAACACAUAUUCAAGGCUCAGAUGGGCCCAAGUCGAAACCAUGUGUUUUAUAGAAUGGAUGUCUAGGUGAAGAAAUUGGUUCUCAGCUAUGUUUACAGCACUUGGAAUUGUGUUUUCUUGUACAUUUUAUAUUUUAAAAUCUUUUAUAGGAGUGCAGUGCUCCUUACGACAAAUACAAAGGGAAGAUGAGCCAGCAGUUCAGGCUCCUCCUCAGUUACAGUGCUGAAAUAAUAAACAGUGACAGAUUAACAGUA